AUUAAUUUCCGUCCCAUCAACUAUGACAGACUUUACCUGUCAGACCUCAGAAGAUGAGACGUACGAUUGGCUGGAGGCCGAAGAGGCAGAGGAUCCGGAAUACGCAGAACAGCUACGACGCUAUUCCAUGUGGCUACAACCAAAGGCAGAGUCCCUUAUCCCACAGACGGCUUUCUGGAGCGCGUGCCGACGGGACUUGGCCGAUCGAUUGCAUUCAAUGCCUGUCAACAUUGCCAUUAUUGCAUUAGCUUCGCUGGACGCUCUGAUUUUGAUUUGCGUGAUGUUACUGGAAAUCGAAGCUUUAAAGCUUGAGCCAGGUGAAAAACAAACCAUAUUACAAGAAGCUCGGUUUGCUCUGGAAUGCGUCAGCGUUUGCAUUUUGUCCGUGUUCACGAUGGAAUUGACGCUCAAACUGAUUGCUGUUGGACCGAGACACUUCUUUACCCAAUGGCUAGAAGUGCUGGAUGCCUGUGUGACUAUCGUGAGCCUUGUUAUCGAUGCCGUUGUUAUUGCUGACCACGCGAUUCACAUGCAGAACUCACAUGGUGACUCCCACGAAUCUGGCCUCGGUAUUGGAAGAGGAGCUUUGGACGCAUUCGGCGCAGCUGCUGGUUUGUUAAUCGUGUUCCGACUGUGGAGGGUUGUACGAAUCGUAAG
Molecule: messenger RNA, 657 nt
Organism: Opisthorchis viverrini
Lineage: Eukaryota; Metazoa; Platyhelminthes; Trematoda; Opisthorchiida; Opisthorchiidae
Exons: 2
Biological process (GO): proton transmembrane transport
Cellular component (GO): plasma membrane
Molecular function (GO): voltage-gated proton channel activity
Source: RefSeq, a predicted model, not a curated record